AUGAAUUACUUCAACAUGUUUGAUGGCCUCAAGGGCUACCACAUGGUACGCCUCGACGAAGAAUCAAUGACGCUAACCACCUUCUCUACCCCUUUCGGCCUAUUCCAAUACACCCGCCUCCCAAUGGGGAUCAGCCAUUCAGGCGACAGCUUCGGGAGCCGUUACCACCAGAUUUUCGGCGACCUCCCUAUCGCCAUUUGCGUGGAAGAUAUGUGCGUAUACACUGCCACAUACCCCGAAAUGCUGGCCCUGACAAAGGAAAUUGCCGAAAGAGCAGACAAGUACAACGUUUCCUUCAACACCAAGAAGACAAUUGGAGCAUUCGCAUCACAAGAAGGUGACUUCGCCGGAUACCGACUGGACAGAAAUGGAUAUGGACCAAGCCCAGGACUCACUAGAGCAAUAGCCGAAUUCCCCCGCCCAAACGACAAGACCAACCUUCGGUCAUUCAACGGCCUCUGCCAACAAGUCGGCCUUUUCAGCAACGAAAUCGCAGCAGCAUUGGCUCCAUUUGCCCCCCUUCUGAAAAAACAAGCCGCAUUUGUAUGGCUCGACGACCACGACAAAGCAUUCGUAGCAGCACGCCGCCUUCUUUCAAAUGUCCCAGCGCUGGCCUACUACGACCCGUCCCGACCGACAGAGCUAUUCUCCGACGCAUCGCGCCUCCGCGGACUCGGAUUUAUCCUGAAGCAGCAGCAAUCAGACGGACAAUGGCGGAUGGUGCAAGCCGGAUCAAGAUUCAUCGCUCCGGCCGAAUCCAGAUACGCCAUGAUAGAGCUGGAAUGCCUCGGAGCGGCCUGGGCCAUGAGCAAGUGCAAACAGUUCCUCGAGGGCCUACCUACAUUUGAACUGGUACUGGACCACCGGCCGCUAAUCCCCAUUCUCAAUGACUACUCGCUGGACCAGCUAGACAACCAGCGACUGCUCCGACUGAGAUUGAAAAUGUCUCGGUUCUGCUUCCAUGCCCGCUGGGUGCCCGGCACCCAAAAUAUUGAAGCUGAUGCCUUAUCCCGCUCCCCAACGGACAAACCAACCGAGGAGGACUUGCUCGGAGAAGGACCGAUGGUUUACACAGCCCGAAAAGCAGUCGUCGGUAUGAUAGCCGAGUGGACAGGUUCAAAAGAAAAAGCAACAGACAUAUGCCUGGAAGGCAUCAAAAUAGCCGCGGCUGCAGAUCGAGACCUACAGGACCUAAGAGAAGUAAUCUUAAACGGGUUUCCAAACGAAAAGACCAACCUACCAGCCAACCUACGUCCAUUCUGGGAUAAAAGAGAAAGCCUGGCGAUCGAGGACCACGAUAACAUGAUCGUGUGUGGCCCAAGAGUAGUAAUCCCCCGCGCUAAAGUCCCGGAGAUGCUGAAAAUCCUAGUUGGAAUGCACCAGGGAUCAACCAAGAUGCGACAAUGGGCCCGUCUGUCAGUAUACUGGCCACACAUGGACGCCGACAUCAACAACGCUGCGAAGUCGUGUGAAAGUUGCGUCAGACACCUCCCGUCACAGCCAGCAGAGCCGCUCCGCCCUCACCAUCCAGCAGCGAGACCAUUUCAAUUUGUCCAUGCAGACAUAGGCGAAGACGACGGGCGCUACUUUCUGGUCAUCGUCGACCAGUUUUCCGGAUGGCCAGACGUAACUAUGUACAACGACAAGAACACCACAGCCUACCGACUCAUCAACAGCAGUCGAGCUUUCUUCACAACGUUCUCCGCGCCGGAAGGAUUCUGGUCGGACAAUCAGCCUUUCAAAGCGGCCGAGUUCCAGGAUUUCUUGCGCACCUAG
Daphnia magna is the source of this 1776-nucleotide messenger RNA. RefSeq lists its product as uncharacterized. The transcript has a single exon. The record is from RefSeq and is a predicted model, not a curated record. Gene Ontology annotation, biological process: DNA integration. Gene Ontology annotation, molecular function: nucleic acid binding. The coding region runs from base 1 to 1776 and encodes 591 amino acids. Lineage: Eukaryota; Metazoa; Arthropoda; Branchiopoda; Diplostraca; Daphniidae.